CUUCUCCGUUACUGUUCUAUCCGGCCACCUCUGUCGACGGUGAGAUCGAUAAUAGAGGCCAGGCAGGCUCAACACCACUGCAGCGGCGUUGCUUGCCACGCACGCAAUGGCGCCGCAACCCCGUAUUGCCUGACUAGCCAGCCGUCUCUAGAGCAACCCAGAAAUAGAGCCCGGACGCUUGUUCCCUGUCAAAUGUCAGUGUCAGUUUAUGCCCUUUGCGGCUCUCUCAUCAAUGAUCCUCACGCCUCUUGGGGGGGCGGCCUGCUCAAUCCGGCUCAAGUGUUUACCCCGGGGCCCAUCUGCCAAAUCUACCAAUCCCAUCCUUCGCUGCCGGACUCGGUCAGGGGGUUGCCUCUCGCGUCUGUCUGGAGCCUCCGCCCUCUCUCCCUCUCCCUCGUUGGCACCGCAACCCGCAACCCCAGCAAGCCAUCCGACCAACACACUCCUCGUGUGUGGUGUUUUCUUGUCGCUCGCUCGCUCGUACUGGCUCGCACAGGUCAUGUCAUAAUAUCUCUGUCUGUCUGUUUGUCUUCUUAUUCUAAUCCGCUCUUGCCCACAUCGUCUUGUUGUUGUUGCUGCUGCAUAUCGUAGCCGCCCAGCACCGAAUCUCCUCACGCUGAUUGCGAGGGUCGCGGCUUUCGUUUGGUGCCAGCCCUAUCCCCGGCACCGAGAAACACCGCUUCCUCGACUCCGCCCCUUCACAUCUCCAUUCACUCGCUCGCUGCCAGCAUUUCGUUAUACCUACAUCAAUCUUCUAGCACGCCUAUCUAUAUUGCUCCCCUGCAGAGCCGGCUCUUUCUCUCGCGACGCCGUGCAACCAGCUUAGGGCUGCAUUCCUUUGCACAAAAUGUCCUUGCCUCAGCGACCGGAUGCCUCGUCGCCCAGGCGGGAUGAACACCAUGCCUUUCGAGACUCGUCCUCGCGCCGACGUCGACCGUCCGAUCUCGAAAGCCCCCGGUCUCACCACCACCGUCGCCACAGCAGCAAGAACGGAGCCCACGCAUCCUCGCGCCCGCUGCCCUCUCCCAACACCCCAGUCCCCAUGGAGAGAGAUCCCAUAAUGAACCACGCCCACCACCCUUCCAACUCCCAAGACUUGGGAAGGAAGCGCAGCUUGGUGCGUCCCGAGCGUCAGCGAAUCGACCCAAACCAUCCCAACUACCACUACCGAAAGCAUGCUCAGAAGAUGACCGUACAACCCUCUACCACCGGCAACGAUCCCAUUAGAGAAGAUUAUCUCGAGGCCGAAACAGUCAGCUCCGAUAGCACCGACGUCAAGCCUCCCCAUCUCCGCAACGCUUCCGCCGGCGGUUACCAUGAUAAGCAGGACGAAACUCUCAACGAGAAGCCCGCGGGUCGUCUGGCUCGGAGCAAAACGAUGGAGAAGCUCGAGAAACAACGACAGAAAGAGAAGGACGCCCUGCGGCCACCAAGCUUGUGGAACGUGUACUGUGCAAUCAUCACCUUCUGGGUACCCGAUGCUAUUCUGCGAUGCUUUGGAAAGCCCCAAAAGGCCCAGCAGCGCGCUUGGAGAGAAAAAAUGGGUCUGUGCAGCAUCAUUCUGUUGAUUUGCGCAGUCGUUGGAUACCUUACAUUUGGGUUCACGGAGACGGUCUGCCCCGGAGGUGGCGGCGCACGCCUGCGCGUCAACAAGGUCGGCAACGGUUAUCUGAUAGUUCACGGUAAAGCAUACGACCUGACAGGAUCGAGGCAUCCUUUGGCUCCCGGUGUCACUGAAAACGCAAACGUUCUGUUCGAUCUUCCCGAGAAAUUUGGUGGCAAAGACGCUAGCUUCAUGUUCCAGAAUGUCAACGGCGACUGCAAGGGCCUCAUCACGAAGAAAGCCGGCUCACCAAUUGCCACCAACCCAGAGGACGAGCUCUCCUGGUACAUGCCUUGCAAUGUUUACAAUCAAGACGGCUCCAGCAAGCCGAACCUGACCAUCGGACGUUACGACGGUUACCAAUGCCAUACUUCUGAUAAAGCCCGAAGGGCGUUCUACGGCCUACAGAGCGCUGGAGACGUCUACUUCACAUGGGAUGACAUCAAGAACAGCACUCGUAACCUCAUGGUUUGGGGUGGAGAUGUGCUUGAUCUGAACCUCCUCGAAUGGUUCAACACGUCCCAGGUUGAGUAUCCUAACCGAUUCGAUGAGAUUCGACAAAACCCAGCAGUAAAGGGCGUGGAUGUCACUCGAGCUUUCUCUUCUGCCUACGAAAAACAGGUCGCAAGGUGUUUCACGCAAAUCAUCAGGGUCGGAUCAAUCGACACGGAAAGCAUUGGUUGCAUUGCUUCCAAGGUUGUUCUCUACGUCUCUUUGGUAUUCAUUCUUUCCAUCGUUGUCGCCAAGUUCGUUCUGGCAUUGGCUUUCCAGUGGUUCAUCAGCAAGCAGUUCGGCGCGUCCAAGACCAGCCUCGGCAAGACAGAUUCCAAGCAACGGAAAAAGCAAAUCGAAGAGUGGAGCGACGAUAUCUACCGCCCCCCACCCAAACUGAUGGAUACUGCCGGUCCGGACAGGUCUAGCAAGCGUCAAAGUAUGCUUCCAUCUACGUCCAGAUUUACAAGUCCCUACGCUGUGGAGAAGACCACCAAAAACCGCGCGGCACCCACAACAAUGACCAGUCAAAGUGCAUCCUCUCGCCUCAUGUCAUCGCAAAAUUCAAGCGCCAUGUACCGUCAGCUCAAUGGUAGCCAGGGAACUCUUCCAUAUGGUGGUAAACCCUCUGUUCAAGACAGUCGCUCCAGCUUGAUGCUCUCCGGAUCUGCCGAAGCCGAAGGUCCCGGACCCGCAGGAUUUAUACACGAAGCAGUUGUUCCCCAGCCUCCUCCCGAGUGGCAGCCUUUCGGAUAUCCCUUGGCACACACGAUAUGCUUGGUUACCGCGUACUCCGAAGGCGCAGAUGGUCUACGGACCACGAUUGAUUCCAUUGCCACGACCGAUUAUCCCAACAGCCACAAACUGAUUCUGGUGAUUUGCGACGGAAUGAUCAAGGGAGCCGGUGAAGAUCUAACCACCCCCGAGAUUGCACUUGGCAUGAUGAAAGAUCACGCCGUGCAACCCCAUGAAGUGCAGGCUUUCUCCUAUGUCGCUGUUGCGAGCGGGUCCAAACGACACAACAUGGCCAAGAUCUACUCUGGAUUCUACGACUACGGCGAGAACACUCGGAUCCCGAGCGAGAAACAACAACGUGUCCCGAUGAUGGUGGUCGUCAAAUGCGGUACUCCUGACGAGGCAAGCAAGUCCAAGCCCGGUAACCGUGGAAAGCGAGACAGUCAGAUCAUUCUCAUGUCGUUUUUGCAAAAGGUCAUGUUCGACGAGCGCAUGACGGAACUCGAGUUUGAAAUGUUCAACGGAAUCUGGAAGAUCACGGGCAUAUCUCCUGACUUUUACGAAAUCGUGCUCAUGGUUGAUGCUGAUACGAAGGUUUUCCCUGACAGUCUGACGCACAUGAUAUCGGCUAUGGUCAAGGAUCCCGAGAUUAUGGGUCUCUGCGGUGAAACAAAGAUUGCCAACAAGCGCGACUCGUGGGUGUCCAUGAUACAAGUGUUUGAAUAUUUCAUCUCUCACCAUUUGUCAAAGUCAUUCGAAUCCGUCUUCGGCGGUGUGACCUGUCUUCCCGGUUGUUUCUGCAUGUAUCGUAUCAAGGCUCCCAAAGGUGCACAGAACUAUUGGGUACCGAUCCUUGCGAACCCUGACGUUGUCGAGCAUUACUCGGAGAAUGUGGUAGACACGUUACACAAGAAGAAUCUUCUGCUGCUCGGCGAGGAUCGCUACCUGUCUACCCUCAUGCUGAAGACGUUCCCCAAGCGCAAGCAAGUGUUUGUGCCCCAGGCUGUUUGCAAGACCAUUGUACCCGACCAAUUCAGCGUUCUCUUGUCGCAGCGUAGACGAUGGAUCAAUAGUACGGUCCACAAUUUGAUGGAGCUCGUACUGGUGCGGGAUCUGUGCGGUACUUUCUGCUUCAGUAUGCAGUUUGUCGUGUUCAUCGAGCUGGUCGGUACACUUGUCCUGCCCGCGGCUAUUGCCUUUACUUUCUACUUGAUUGCGAUUGCCAUCAAAGCCGCUGUCCUGCACACCGAGGCGCCUGUGAUUCCACUUGUUCUUCUUGCUCUCAUAUUGGGUCUUCCAGCUGUGCUCAUUGUAGUCACAGCCCAUCGUUGGUCUUAUGUCGCCUGGAUGCUUGUCUAUCUGCUAUCGCUGCCCAUCUGGAAUUUUGUCCUCCCAACGUAUGCGUACUGGAAGUUUGAUGAUUUCAGCUGGGGUGACACGCGUAAAACGGCUGGAGAGAAGACGAAGAAGGCAGGGUUGGAGUACGAAGGAGAGUUUGACAGCAGCAAGAUCACCAUGAAACGCUGGCACGACUUUGAAGCUGAACGACGACUCAAAACACCAAACAGCGGUAAGCACAGUAGCGGUUGGCAUUCGCAGCCAACGCAUACUCAAACCAGCGAUUACUACUACGGCUGA
Molecule: messenger RNA, 4468 nt
Organism: Periconia digitata
Lineage: Eukaryota; Fungi; Ascomycota; Dothideomycetes; Pleosporales; Periconiaceae
Source: the annotation of a GenBank genome assembly